Molecule: messenger RNA, 512 nt
Organism: Cariama cristata (Red-legged seriema)
Lineage: Eukaryota; Metazoa; Chordata; Aves; Cariamiformes; Cariamidae
Product: lipid phosphate phosphatase-related protein type 4-like
Exons: 3
Biological process (GO): phospholipid metabolic process; phospholipid dephosphorylation; axonogenesis
Molecular function (GO): phosphatidate phosphatase activity
Source: RefSeq, a predicted model, not a curated record
UUGCCCAUAUUGGCAUCUUCUGUUGUUAGCCUGUAUUUUCUUGAACUUACUGAUGUCUUCAAGCCUGUUCACUCUGGAUUUAAUUGCUAUGACAAGAGUCUGAGUAUGCCAUACAUUGAACCUGCACAAGAGUCUGUUCCCUUCUUGAUGUUGCUUAGUCUGGUUUUUGCUGGACCAUCAAUUACGAUAAUGAUAGGAGAAGGAAUUCUCUACUGCUGCCUGUCCAAAAGAAGAAAUGGGAUUGGAACAGAGGCCAAUAUUAAUGCAGGAGGAUGCAACUUCAAUUCUUUUCUGAGAAGAGCUGUCAGAUUUGUUGGUGUUCAUGUGUUUGGUCUUUGUUCUACUGCUCUUGUUACUGAUAUUAUACAGCUAUCAACAGGAUAUCAGGCACCGUAUUUCCUGACUGUUUGCAAGCCUAACUAUACAUCCUUAAAUGUAUCCUGCUCAGAGAAUUCAUAUGUUGUGGAAGAUAUUUGCUCAGGAGCUGAUCUCAAUGUUAUCAAUGCUGGAAG